Messenger RNA from Tribolium madens (black flour beetle), 950 nucleotides. RefSeq names its product translational activator of cytochrome c oxidase 1. Bases 81 to 860 code for a protein of 259 amino acids. Lineage: Eukaryota; Metazoa; Arthropoda; Insecta; Coleoptera; Tenebrionidae. The transcript has 3 exons. The record is from RefSeq and is a predicted model, not a curated record. Gene Ontology annotation, cellular component: mitochondrion.
UUAAACUGUCAUUUCUGUCAAAUUUUGUGGUUAGUUUAGUGCCCCGUUUUGACCAAAAACACCACCAAAUCAGCCCUAAUAUGUUUAAACACUUGACAAGAGUCUGUUUGCGCCUCCCUAGUGCAUUAGAGACAACAAAUUUGACAUUUUACCGAUUUGCGGGUCAUUCAAAAUGGCAAAAUAUUCGACACAUUAAGGGGGCUAAAGACGCCGAACGCUCUCUCCUCUUCACGAAACUCAGUCGCCAAAUGAAAGUUGCAAUUCAAGAGGGUGGCUCAAUCGAUAUAAAAAAAAAUCUAAAAUUGGAAAAUGUAAUCGAGCAAGCAAAACGGGCAAACAUGCCCACAGCCACCAUCCAGAGUGUGUUGAGAAGCUGCGAACAAGACAAGUCAAACAGCAAGUCUCAUUUAAUUGAAAUAAAGGGCCCUGGGGGUUGCAUAAUCUUGUGUGAGGUGUUUACGAGUAAUUUGCACGCGUUGAAACAGAACAUUUCGACGAUUUUGAAAAAACACAAAGGGAAAUAUAGUGAUGGGGGCGGAAUGCAUUUGUUUGAGGAGAAGGGGGUUAUCGUGGCUGAAAUGAGCGAGUUGGAGGAGGCCACCGAUCAUGCUAUUGAAGUGGGGGCUGAGGAUGUCAAAGACACUGGGGGCUAUCUGGAAUUCACUUGUGGGGCCUCAAGUCUAAAUAAAGUUGUCUCCGGGUUGGAGAAAUUCAACUAUAGGAUUAAAAGUGCCAGUGUUGAGUUUAUUCCACUCAAGGUACAAGAAUUGAGCGAUGAGGACUUGAAAAUUUGUGCUAGUUUGUAUGAAAAAUUAGAGGGGCUGUCUGAGGUUGUGAGACUCUCGGAUAAUAUUGCAUAGUUUAUUUUUCACACCAAUCACAGAUUUCUUAAAAUUAUUGUAAAUAUAAAAAAUACACUUAUUGUUACUAUUUACAAGUUUUGAAACGUA